This is a messenger RNA of Anopheles stephensi (Asian malaria mosquito), 6885 nucleotides long. RefSeq lists its product as uncharacterized. The transcript is spliced from 8 exons. Lineage: Eukaryota; Metazoa; Arthropoda; Insecta; Diptera; Culicidae. Gene Ontology annotation, molecular function: metalloendopeptidase activity. The record is from RefSeq and is a predicted model, not a curated record. Bases 785 to 6016 code for a protein of 1743 amino acids. Gene Ontology annotation, biological process: membrane protein ectodomain proteolysis.
AUUGUUAUUGUUUUUCUCUCGCUGGAACAGAUCGGACGGAUGGGUGUAGCUGUGCGUUUUUCCUCCGAAAAUUUAGCUCUCUAGCAAAACGCACUGGUAGCCCGGCUGUGUGCGUUUGUCCGGUGGUGUGCAAGAGUUUGUUUAAAUGCUUCCCUAAGCAGCCAAUCCAGCCUGCCUACCGAUCAAUAGUAACUUUGUUUCGUUUUGCCGCGGCCACGCGUCCGUUCCGUGUGUAGAAGAAGAGUCCGUGCCGUGUGUGUUUUGCUGUGCCUCUUUGUUACCACCGAUGUGCAAACAGGAGCACAAGUGCACAGUGUGUUUAUUCGCAUCGAUUUGUUUCCACAAUCUGGCUGCUGUCCGAGCGGAAUGGGUUCGCUGAUAAUCUUUCGUUGAAGUGUCUUUAGGUUUUAUGUGUGUGUGCUUGUUGUGAAGUGAGCCUUGUAUGUGCCCGUGCAGUGUGGUAGGCAAAGCUAAAACCACGGAAGCUAGCGUUCCGGAAACGCCUCAAAGGCAAAGCAAGUCGUAGCAUUCGUGUUUCCCCGAAAACGCAUCGUUUGUCGUGCGUGUGCGAGUGCAUCGGGUGUGCGAGUGUGUGUGUAUGUGUCCAAGUUCUGUGCGGGCAGAGGAGGCUGCUAAUGUCCAUCUGCUGCAACCAUCGUUGAAGAAGAAGUGUGUAUUGUGGGCACAAUGCAAGUGCAAUCGCACCCGUGUAGUAGCUUAUUGUAGCGCAAGUGUGUUGCAUCCGGAUGCGUCUGCCUGCGUGUAGUGCAAUUUCGUGAACACAAUGGAUACGGAUCGAUGCAGCGGCGCCACCGUACGAGCUGCACACAACGCCAACCAUCGAGCGGAAAAGAAGCAAAACGGAACCUCGGAGCUAAUCGUUAAUCCAUGUCGACGACCGCAGCUGGCCCAACGCCACCGCCAGCCAUCCACCGGCGACGAAGAUGAACGACGAAGGAAGCGAAGAAAAGGCAACACCAUCCAGCAACAGCAAACAGCACAGCUGAAUCGUGCUAGCUGCUGCACGUCUAGCAAGCUGAGCUACGGGCGCAUCGCUAUGGCAACGGGAAACCAUCGCUGCAGCCCACAGCGAACGAUCGCCCGUUCCCGGCUGGUCACGGCUUGCUGUGUGGGAUUGGUGUUGCUUCAUCUCAUCGCGCUCGCUGCAACUACACCGUUGUCGAUCAAACCGGACUAUUGGCAGCGUGUGGCGUCUGUCGGUCGUGAACUGGUGAAGGAGAAUUUUGGCACAGAUGAUCAACGAUUUCAUCCUUCCAACGAAUUCUCACACUACGGGAAAAUAACGCCCCAGCUGCGACACGGACGGCAUAAACGAUCCUUAACAAAUACGCGCGAAGAGAACGGUCUGCACGCGUCGCAUUUAACCUUAAGUUAUACAUUAAACGAAGCUGAUGUGAUAUUAGAUUUACAACUAAACAAGGCGCUCAUACCGGACACCCAUUUCCUCAGCUAUCAGCUGCCGAACAGAACGGGCAAACGUGUCGUACGGUACGACCGUCGGCCGGAGGAGGUGGAUCUUUGCCACUACUAUGGCAAAAUACGAGGCAAACCCGACUCCAGUGCGGCCAUUACAACGUGUGGCGGUGAGACGGAAGGCAUUCGAGGAAUCAUUAUCGAUACCGACGAUACGUACUACAUCGAGAGUCCGCGGACGAAUGUGAAAAGCAACGACGGCACGGCAAGGAUCGACCUUGGCGAACACUUUAUCUAUCGCCACUCCGAUUUAGUUCCCGGUGGUCCAAACGGCGGUGGACAACAUCGGUGCGGUUACGACGGGGGACACAUCAACGCUACCCACGAUCCUGACCUAUACGCGCAACAUAUGGCAGCACCGAGGCGCGAGAAACGAGCCACCACCUCCUCGUCCGGUUCGCCCAAAAUCCGCGGACCGUACAACGCGAACAAGUACUCGAGCUACGUGGAGCUGGUGAUCGUGGUGGACAACAAGAUGUUCAAGACGAUGCGGGAAAACUUUAAAACCGUCCAGCAGUACUGCAAGGAUAUCACGAACAUCAUCAACGCGCUGUACGAACCGUUGAACAUCUUCGUCGGGCUGGUCGGCGUGGUCGUGUGGAACGAGGGCGACGAGAUCGAGCUGUCGAAGGAUGGCGAGGUGACGCUGAAAAACUUUCUGCACUAUCGCAAGAAAACGCUCAUCAAGGACCACCCGAACGAUAACGCGCAGCUCUUCACGAAGGAACACUUUGACGGUGGUGUGGUCGGGAAAGCGCUGAAGGGGCCGAUCUGUACGUACGAAUUUUCCGGCGGGGUGGAGAUGUACCACAGCGAAAUAAUCGGCGUGCAGGCGACUACGGUUGCGCACGAGAUGGGCCACAACUUUGGCAUGGAGCACGAUACGGCCGACUGCGAGUGCCCGGAGGAGCGGUGCAUCAUGUCCGCAUCCAGUUCGUCGAUCGCACCGAAGCACUGGAGCCGGUGCAGCAUCGAUCAGCUGAGCUUGGCGUUCCAUCACGGCAUGAACUACUGUUUGAUGAACAAACCGGCAAGCCUGUUCGAUUCGCCCGUCUGCGGGAAUGGGUUUGUGGAGGCGGGCGAACAGUGUGACUGCGGGCUGCCGGACUACUGUGACAAUUCGUGUUGCGAUCCGCGCACCUGCAUGCUGCACGCGAACGCAUCGUGCGCGACGGGCGAAUGUUGCGAUCUGCGGACGUGCAAGCCGAUGGUCGGUGGGACGGUUUGCCGCCAGGCGGACGGUGAGUGCGAUCUGCCCGAGUACUGUUCCGGCGAGUCGGAGUACUGUCCGGGCGAUGUGUUCAAGCGCGACACGGAAGCGUGCGAUGGGGGUAAAGCGUUCUGCUAUCGGGGCGCGUGCCGAUCGCAGAACGAUCAGUGCCGGUUGCUUUGGGGGCCGACGGGCAAAUCGUCCGAGCAGUGCUACGUGAAGAAUGAGGACGGUAGCCGGCACGGCAACUGUGGGUACAAUCGGGUGAAGAACGAGUACGUCAAGUGCGAUGAGGCGGACGUGCACUGUGGCAUGCUGCACUGUCGGCAUCUGAACGAGCGGCUCGAGUUCGGGAUGGAAUCGGUGGCGAUACUGUCGCACAGCUUCAUGACGUACAACGGUAGCGUGAUACCGUGCCGGACCGCGAUCGUGGAUCUGGGGCUGCAGAAGGUGGACCCGGGCCUCACGCCGGACGGGGCCAAGUGUGGCGAGGGCAGGAUGUGCCUCAACCAGAUGUGCAUGUCGGUGGAGAAGCUGCGGGCGGGCGGCAGUGGGGCGGCGUGUCCGGAGAAUUGUAACGGCAAUGGGGUGUGUAACAGCGAGGGCCACUGCCAUUGUGAGCCGGGCUUUGCGCCGCCGCUCUGCAUCGAGCACGGGUUCGGCGGGUCGCUCGACAGUGGACCGGCAACCGACCCGAAUGCUACCGACGCCUUCCGUCGUAUUUUGUUCAUCUUCUUCUGUGGCGUCGUCCCCACGUGCUUUAUCAUGUUCCUGGUCAUCUACUAUCUGCGCAACGGGCACAUGUUCAACGGCAAGCGCAAACCACCACCGAACGCUUUGACCACACACAUAAAGCCGGACGGUUCGCAUUCGGCCAGCUCGACCCACACGAUCCUACCGUCCUCACCGAAUUCGCCCGACUCGGACAUGAACGCGGCGCUCCUCCGGCCGUCGUCCACGAUCGGCGCCAGCAGCACGGUCGCCCCGAACGAGUCGGACUUUGUGGCCAACAACAACAUGUUCGGUAAAUUUAAAGGAUUCACCCUGCAACCCCUUCCCCAGUCCACUACGGUCGGCGGCGGCGGUGGCGGUGGCGCCGGCGUCGUCCCGGGCGGUCACAAAAAAACCCCCAAGGUGGCGUUCGUGCAGCCGGUCAGUAAGUAUAGCGAGGACAGGACGAGCAAUGCUGUCCCGGCCCGUGCUGCACCGCCCGUACCCGUACCGCUCAAAACGCUAGCCCGUGACAGUAGCCACAGUGACCGCAGCAGUAGCUUAGAUAAUGUAGCGACCUACCAUAAACCGGCAGGUAACGGCGUACCGUUCCGCGUCAACGGCUGCAAGCUGGCCAACCACGAGCAUCAGCUAGAUUCGGCGUCCGCCCCGGCACUACCGCCCGCCAACCCUGGCUCCACCGCUAGGCCGAUCAUUUCCAGCCCGAUCCUCGAGUCGUCGACGUCGAGGGAGCUGGUGGUGGCUGGCGUCACGCAACAAGCAUCGAAUGUUCCUAUCCGCCCGGCACCAAUGCUUCCUCCACCGGCCAGCGCCAGCGAGGUGGCCUCCAAUCCAUCCACAGCGAUCGCAUCCGACACGUCGAGCACGCUGUCCGCCGAGGUACUGAUCAAUCCGGUCAGCAAGGAUAAGAAGGUGAAGGACAGCAAGCUGAACCGCAUCACGUCGUACCUGAAGAAGGAAGAGAAGCCCCCGAAACCGGAACCGAAGCAGCUGAAGGUGAUCGACAAGGAGAAGCUGCGCAACAUCGACAUCUCCGCCCCGAUACCGAUCGAGCAGAACAAUCCCGAGCUGGCGAAGAGUAUGCCCCGGUUGGCCGACAUCAGCGCGCCGGGCGACGAAAAGCAACCGGCCGCACCGGUGACGGGUGCAUCGGUACAGCGCGCCAAAAGCAUGCGCGACCCAGAAUCGACCGUGGGGAAUGCGCAGCGUAAGGUGCGCAUCGUUGACGAUCGGUCCGAGCGAUCGGAGAAUGGUUCGAUCGGUGGCAGCAGCACGGGUUCGGGAAAGAAGGGUUCGGGAGCGGGUCUAAAGCGACCGCAAAGUAUGGUCGGCAUGAGGCCUUCCAUUCCACCGCCGAGACCACCGGUACCGGGCGGAGCCGUCGUCGGCGGCGAACCAACGACGGCGUUGAAAAUUCCCGGCGUGCCUGGCUAUCAGAACCCUCCGCCGCCGAAAUCGGUCCGCAUCCUUACACCGCCCGGUGCGCGGGAGUACGACGAUUGUCGGGACAGUGGCAACGGGAGCGGGGGACACUCGUCGCUCGGUUCGGACAAUAUUUACUCCGUGAUCGAUGAGUCGCCCUCACCGCCAAGCAUUCUCUCGCCACCGGCCAUCUCUUCCGGUGGCAGCUCGGAAAGCAUGGGCUUGUUGGGCGAAAUCGUGCACGAGAUCGAGAGCCGCAAUGGUGACUCGGUGUACAUUGCGUCCACACUGCGCCGGGGCGACGGUGGAAGCAGAAAGUCUUCGUCCGCCGCAAGCCAACCGACGACGACCGAGAGGACAGUGCAAGCCGCCACGUUAGCGUCGCCCGAGCGCGAGGAGGAUGACGAACCGACGUACGUUAACACGUCGGAAAUCAUCGACGACGAUGACGAUUUCGACGCGACGGAAGACGACGAUGACGAGCUGGAGGAUGACAGUCCGGUGCCGAAUCGCAGCUCGGGCCUCAGCACUACGUCCAGCGGUUAUUUGCGACCGUCGGCCAUCAACAGCACACCGAUCGCCCGGGUAACACCGUCCACUGUGCCGGUGGACAAAGCUUCGCCGGCGGGCGUAAGCAGCUUCAAAUCUACCGCUCCUGCCACCACCACCGACGUGUUGAAUCAAAUCAAGUUCCAAGGUCCCACGGCCAAGGCCGGCGGCGAACCGGCGGCGAAAAAAGCAGCAGCAGCGAACGGACCGUCCGCAACCGGUUCGUCCUACAAACCGUACCACAGCGUACUGACGAACAAUGCGCGCGCCGGUUCGGUGGUGGCCGCCGCCAAAGCGAAAAUCGCAUCGGAAAAAUCGAACGGCACCGGUCCUGCCACCAAAAAACUGCCUUCACAAGCGAACGCAUCCGUCCGCACGCGUACACCGUCGCCGCGCGGUAGCAUCGCCAACGGUUCCCUCCCGAACGGGACCGUACCGGGGAAGGCGACGGGCGCGGCUGCACCGUCCACUACGAAGCCGAAAACGGCCGCCAAACCGGCCACGAUCACCGGCAACAACGGAAAGCUGCUGACGGCUGCCGCCCGACCCGGCCCCGGCAAAGUGUCCAACGUGGCAUCGUUGCAGCAAAAGUUUGAAGGACGAAAGUAACCCGUGUGCUGCCCCCCUGUGUAACGUGUUUUGUUUUAAAAUCAGUUUUGACGCGAUCGUGCGAUAGAGCACGGGCACGAGAAUGUGGUACAUAAUAAUUAUUUAUACCUUUUCGCGUCGUGCUGCAGGCACGAAAAAAGAAGAAGCCAGGAGCGGUACGAUUUGAUAGGACCAAUUAAUUAGCUGUAUGUUCGGUUAUUGUAUGGACAAGGUGAAAGGGGUGACCGACGCCGGGGGGUUAACAACGUUGAAUCACCUUAUCAUCGGGAAAAAAAACCCCAUUUCGAUCGAUCCUUUUAGCCAAUGUAUGUAAUUGUAUCGAUGUGUUCAGUAAGUGUGCUACGCAGGAGCCAAAGAAAGAAUGCUACAAUCGCGGGAGGGGGGGUGGCUCGGGCGUUCGGGGUUGCCGUAAAGCAGUUUCGGUGACAAAAAAAAAAACCAAUCCCCGUGCUACGUUACUACUAACUCGUUAACGCGAGAAGAGCGUUGGAGAAUCAAAAGAAGAAAUUCGCUGUAAAUAUUUGUAAAACACCGAUGAUGCGUAGACGCUGCCGGCGGACCGUGUUUCUAGAUGUCUUUAUUUCCAGCUGGAUGUUAUAUCCUUCCCGUGGAGGAACCACACACACACACACACACGCUUAAGCUAAACUCUCACUGGAUACACAUCAAACUGGUUGACUGGCAGGGGCCGAAUCGAAUGGAACGCGUUCCUUUUUCGCGCCUACCCCUGCCGAAAGAUGACCUGAUGAAAGUGCAGUGUAGUUCCAUUUUCGUACUGUAGUGAGGCAGAGAGUUGUAUCGAGAGAAAGAAAAACAAAAAAAACACACACACCGAGAACGAAAUACGGUUUAAUAAUAAAAACAACAAA